CGACGCAAGUGCAUAGAAGCGCAACUGGCUCAAGUACAUAAUGGCAGUUGAAUAAUUUGUGCAAGGGCUUUGUGCAGUUGUGAACAACAAUUAUAUGAAAUAGAAAGUUUACGAAUGCAGACAAGCUACUAACCUCGACAAUGUGGCUCUGGUUGAUAUUGUUGGCAGUGGCGGUAUAUGGCUUUUUGAUCUCCAAGACCACCAAGGAGAUGCCCAAAACUUGGUUUGAAUGGAAAACCGAGUUCCGGUAUCAGUAUUUGGGCAUUGUAGGUCUCUGGCACGAUGGACAUUACGCUGCAAGGGAUCGUGUGGCACUCUAUAGUCAACCGGAUCGUGUGGCUGUCAUCACAGGCGGCAAUCGUGGCAUUGGUCUGCGAAUUGUGGAGAAAUUGUUGGCAUGUGACAUGACUGUUAUAAUGGGCGUUCGUGAUCCCGUGACUGCGGAAAAAGCGGUUGGCAACAUUGUCGACCUAAGCCAGACAAAAGGCAAGCUUAUCUGUGAGAAACUGGAUGUGGGGGAUUUGAAAUCCGUGCGCGCAUUCGCACAACGCCUGAAGGAGAAGCACUCUAAAAUUGAUAUAUUACUAAAUAAUGCUGGAAUUAUGUUUGCGCCAUUCAAACUGAGUUCCGAUGGCUUUGAAUCGCAUUUUGCCAUUAACUUCUUGGGGCACUUUCUGCUGACGCAUCUGUUAUUGCCACAACUGCGUGCCGCUGGACGUGAGGGCAGAAAUGCGCGUAUUGUUAAUGUCAGCUCCUGUGUGAACCUCAUAGGCCGCAUCAACUACAAGGACAUCAAUGGAGUUAAAAACUAUUAUCCUGGCACUGCCUAUAGCCAAUCGAAGUUGGCACAAAUAUUGUUUACGCGUCAUCUGCAAGCGAUGCUGGACGCAGAGAAGGCUCACGUGCAGGCCAAUGUGGUGCAUCCAGGCAUUGUGGACACAGAUCUGUUCGAGCAUUCGGCCACCACGUCGGCGCCGUUCCUAAAGAAGAUCUUCUUUAAGACGCCAGAGCGUGGCUCACGCACCGUUGUAUUUGCAGCCAUAGAUCCCUCCAUUGAAGGUGAAGGUGGCACGUAUCUGAGCAAUUGCGGCAAGGGUCCUAUGCACGGAGAUGCCAAGAAACCUGAAAAAUGUGAAAAGCUCUUCCAAUUCGCCAGCGAGUUGUUGAAAAUCAAGCAGUACGGCACAGGCGUUUAAGCUUGAACUCAUGGCCAGGACCUCAACAAGUGGUGUAACGUGCUAUUUUACUUUUGAUAGUCAUUCCUUUCAUAUUGUAAAUCAUUUUCUAAUGUUUUUUAUAGCUAAACUAUAAGUCUUGAUUGAUUGAUUA
Messenger RNA from Drosophila busckii, 1329 nucleotides. RefSeq names its product dehydrogenase/reductase SDR family member on chromosome X. Lineage: Eukaryota; Metazoa; Arthropoda; Insecta; Diptera; Drosophilidae. The transcript has 5 exons. Bases 141 to 1196 code for a protein of 351 amino acids. The record is from RefSeq and is a predicted model, not a curated record.